UCUUCGAUGCGUGUUGUUCGAUCGAUGUCUAGCUGGGCCUGGAAGUUGCUAGCCGAACAAGCCAGUGUCAUGGCGUUACUCAAGCAAAGCUGCGGCGUCGUCGUCGGCCGUUUGUCCUCAAGGCGCCCAUGGCUGGGAGCGACAAGUAUCUCACACAGCUACACGAGCUGCGUCUCCUCUCCGAGCAAAGAAAGAGAGGCGCUGAGCGACGAUGGCGGCCUCACGCUGCACGACUUCAUUUCUGGACAACUGGCCGAGAAAAGCAACUGGGCCGAGUACAGAGGCAACUUGAAGAGGCAGAAGGGCGACAGGCUUCGGCUGCCUCCUUGGCUGAAGACAGAAAUUCCUAUUGGGAAGAACUACAACAGGCUGAAGAACUCGCUGAGAGAGCUCAACCUUCACACUGUGUGUGAGGAAGCCCGGUGUCCUAACGUCGGCGAAUGCUGGGGAGGAGGGGAGUACUCGACAGCCACAGCCACCAUCAUGCUGAUGGGAGACACGUGCACCCGCGGAUGCCGCUUUUGUUCUGUGAAGACUGCCCGUGCGCCGCCGCCUCUGGACCCCGAAGAGCCCUACAACACGGCAAAGGCUAUCGCAGCCUGGGGGCUGGACUACGUGGUGCUCACCUCCGUGGACAGAGAUGAUAUUGCCGAUGGAGGGGCGGAGCAUUUUGCCAGGACUGUUUCUCACCUGAAGGAAAGGAACCCUCAGAUCCUGGUCGAAUGUCUGACGCCUGAUUUUCGGGGCGACCUCGCAGCGGUGGAGAAGAUCGCCCUGUCGGGUCUGGAUGUGUACGCGCACAACGUGGAGACGGUCCGUGAGCUGCAAAGGCAUGUCCGAGACACCAGAGCCAACUUUGACCAAUCUCUGAGCGUUCUGAAGCACGCCAAAAAGGCCAAUCCUACUCUACUUACCAAGACGUCCAUCAUGCUGGGAUUGGGAGAGACUGACCAACAAAUACAAAAUACACUGACUGAGCUGCGGGAGGCUGCCGUGGACUGUCUGACACUGGGACAGUACAUGCAACCCACUAAGCGCCACCUCAAGGUGGAGGAAUAUAUCACUCCGGAGAAGUUUGCACACUGGGAGAAAGUUGGGAAUGAGAUGGGUUUUGUCUACACCGCCAGCGGUCCGCUGGUUCGAUCGUCCUACAAAGCAGGAGAGUUCUUCCUGAAGAAUUUGCUGAAGAAGAAAAAAGCAGCAGCUGUCACGGCAGAAUGAAUAGCGACAAACCCAGCGGCUCUCUCACUCUACACUAAUACCAUAAUGCAUCGCUUUAAGCCGCAGCACAACAAAGCUACAGCACACUGGCGGGAAGUAAAAAAAAAAAAGGAGAAGGGGGAAGGCAUAAAAAGAGGGACCAUCCACCAUUGACGUUUUCGAGCGAUGAUUAAAGAGAAGGCGAGCGGAAAGAGGCCAGCAGGUAUCCGGAUAACCACCUGGCUCUGGAUGCCGGCUGUCCACGCCGCUGCAUUCUUUGCACCUCAAAGCCUUAUCGAAUCACAUCCCGUCCCCACCCCUCAGGGACCCCUGACCUUUGCUUUUGAAGAGGUUUGGUGCGGUUAUUGCAUGAAGUUGCUUUGGGACACACAACACAAAUUAUUGAUUGUACCUACACACACACACACACACACACACACACACCAAUGCCUGCGCUCACUUUUUGGUAUGGAUUGUACAGUAGUCCCCCUCUCUAUCGCUGAAGAUGUUCCAGACCACCCCCUCAAUAGGUGAACUCCAUCGUACAGAAAUACCCCCUAUACACUUCUUUAGCAUUUACCGCUUGUCAUUUUUUUUUUUUUUUUAAACACACCUUAAAUAAUACAACCACAUUUAAAUGUACUGAGAGAGCAAGCACAAUGGAUAACACAAAAAUAUUGUAAAAAGAGUUUAUAUAUUUAAAAAAAAAAAAAAAAAGUGAUAUAGCGGGGGAUUACUGUAAACAAGUGUCUCCUAUUUCAGAUGUAUACGCUUGUAAUUGCACCUUUUAAAUCCAAUUUCUUGUGAUCAAUUAAAGUCUGAAGCGGU
Messenger RNA from Phycodurus eques (leafy seadragon), 2028 nucleotides. RefSeq names its product lipoic acid synthetase (gene lias). Gene Ontology annotation, molecular function: lipoate synthase activity; 4 iron, 4 sulfur cluster binding. The transcript is spliced from 11 exons. Bases 7 to 1221 code for a protein of 404 amino acids. The record is from RefSeq and is a predicted model, not a curated record. Gene Ontology annotation, biological process: lipoate biosynthetic process. Gene Ontology annotation, cellular component: mitochondrion. NCBI's taxonomy places the organism in Eukaryota, Metazoa, Chordata, Actinopteri, Syngnathiformes, Syngnathidae.